GGGAUGAGGAGAGUUGGAUUGCCGAGCGCAAGAGGAAGAGGAGCAUCGGCGACGACGCUGCUGCGGAGGCCGGAGGCGUGCUGGCGAUGAGGGAGAUGGAUAUGGAGAAGCUGCGAUCCGUCGUGCGGGAUUGCCUGGGCAAGCACUUGUACUCGUCGGCCAUUUUUUUCGCGGACAAAUUGGCCACCAUGGCGGGCAAUACGCCUCAGGAUUUGUACAUGCAGGCGCAGGCUCUGUACUUGGGGAAGGAAUUUCGGCGUGCUCUGCACCUGCUGCGACGAUUUCAUCUGGUGUCUGCGGAUUUGCGGUUUAGGUAUUUGGCCGCCAAGUGCCUGGCCGAGGUCAAGGAUUGGGAGGAAUGUCUGGUCAUGUUAGGGGAAGGGGAUGUGGAUGAGGACGGGAAUGUGGAGAUGGCGGAAGAGCAGGGGGUGGACCUGUCUGAAAGCAAAGAUGUCGAGGAGCGCGAAAUCCACAUCUCUUCUGCCAUGUGCCUCCUGCGCGGGCGAGCAUUUGAGGCGCUGGAGAACAGAGCGCGGGCGCUGUGUUGGUACAAGGCUGCUCUGAAGGCGGAUCCAUUUUGUUAUGAAGCAUUCGAGCACUUGGUCGACAAUCAUAUGUUGACGAACGAACAGGAAUCGAAACUGCUGACAUCUCUGAAAUUCGAUCCCGAAGAUCGGUGGCUGUCUUUGCUUUAUUCGUGCCGAGCUAACAAGUACGGCCAAGGCGCGAAGAUCGACAUGAAGAUCGCUGAGCUCGAGCAAGAGCUGGAAGAGCCUCAGAGCGAUGAUGAAAGUCGGGCAAUCUGCUCGUUGAAAGACAACACUGAUGUCAUGGCCUGUAGAGCGGAUUUGGAGUACCACAGGGGUGACUUCCAGAGGUGUUACGAGAGCACGAAAGCCUUAUUAGAAAAGGAUCCUUACCAUCUUAGAUGUAUGCCUCUGCACUUAGGCGCGGCGUUGGAAUUAGGCCGUAAGAACGAGCUGUUUUUGAGAGCUCACAGCUUGGUGCAGGAGUACCCGACCAAGGCCAUUGCUUGGUUUGCAGUUGGAUGCUACUACUAUUGUAUUCGGCAAUACGAUCACGCUCGACGUUACUUCUGUAAAGCUACGGCAAUGGAGUACUCUUUUGCUCCGGCUUGGCUAGGGUUUGGAAAUGCAUACGCAGCUCAGGACGAAAGCGACCAGGCAAUGGCUGCGUACAGAACAGCAGCUCGUCUUUUUGCAGGAUGCCACCUUCCCAAUCUGUGCAUAGGAAUGGAGUAUCUUCGUACCAAUAACCUGAAUCUCGCGGAACAAUUUCUCCUUCAAGCAAAAUCGAUUUGUCCUGACGAUCCCUUGGUUUUCAACGAGCUCGGUGUAAUGGCCUAUCGGAACAAGGAAUUCAAAAUUGCCGCGGACUGGUUCGAUAAAGCACUCAACUUGGCGCCCAAACCUUUAACCGACUCGUGGGAGCCCACAGUUGUCAACUUCGCACACACCUUGAGGAAACUGAAGAUGUAUGCCAAAGCUAUCUCGGAAUACGAGAAGGCUCUUGCACUGUAUCCAAGAGGAGCUAGCACAUACGCAGCUCUGGGUUUCACUCACCAUUUACAAGGAAACAGCUCUGUUGCCAUCGACUUCUAUCACAAGGCCUUGGGAUUGAAGCCAGAUGACUCCUUCACUGCAGAGAUGCUAUCAUUGGCUCUCGCAGAUGAGUGCCAUCUGCAGAACUCCUCCGGAAGUUCACAAUUAUUCUAGCCUAAAAUGCACUGUACAGACGAAUUCUUACCAUCGAAUUAGAGGUCUUCGGGACGAUAGCUGAUGAUCUCGGAAUCACAAUAAUGAUCAAGGUGCUCCGUUGCGGUCGAGGGAUGUCCAACUGAGGAUAAUGUACUCUACCACAUAUGGAUAAUUCAGAGUGGCGUUACCAGGUCUCUGGAAAACCAAGUGGGAUUUUUAAGGAUGCCCUGCAGCAGCUGGUUUCUGGAGGAAACAAGGCAGACGGAUUGUGUAGAGAACAACAGAAGGAUUUAGCCAGGAGGAUCUACUGCAGGAUCGAAUCGCCCGGUCUUGAGGAACCCUUUAUCCAUACAAGGAACAUCUAGGAGCACGGAUGCAGCUAAGGGAAAGAGAGAGGAUCGAGGUUUGAAGAGUUUGGAUGUGGACCAGGAUAGUCAAGUCAUGAAUUGACGAAGAUUCAGAAAGCGAUGCCGUUCUUAUUUCGGGAUGGCUUCUAAGAGUUAGCUCGAAGCAGGUGGCUGUCAGUCUCUUGGCGACUAUAUACGAACAAGGGCAUGAACAACUGAUCGACUUCUGAGAUGGCUGCCAGUAAAAUAUCCAGGAUUCUUGCAUGUUAUGCACCGAAAUGACGGUUUGCUCGUCUUCGGUCACAUAGAAACUUCCCUUUAUCAGAAACAGGGGUCCUAAGAGGUUUCAUUUACACAAGAAACACUCUGCUUGUAUGUACUUUUUCAAUUAUUAACAACUCGCAACGAUUUGCCUAGUAUUAUCUCUACGAGAGAUUUCUUUCGAAAAGAGAUAAUCAGGUGUUGUAGAUUUGAGGCCAUUGAAGCUACCGUUGCUAGUCACCAAUUUUAAGAAAAUCUGAAGGGGAGGAUACAUGAAAUGCCUACAUGGGCCACGUCCAAAUUUUUU
This is a messenger RNA of Marchantia polymorpha subsp. ruderalis, 2633 nucleotides long. The record is from the annotation of a GenBank genome assembly. Lineage: Eukaryota; Viridiplantae; Streptophyta; Marchantiopsida; Marchantiales; Marchantiaceae.